Messenger RNA from Racocetra fulgida, 1884 nucleotides. The record is from the annotation of a GenBank genome assembly. Lineage: Eukaryota; Fungi; Glomeromycota; Glomeromycetes; Diversisporales; Gigasporaceae.
AUGUCGGAGUUACUUUCGGUAAACAAACCUCAGGAAAUGACCGCCUCUGUAGUAAACGAGGAAAUCGACGAUAGUUGGUUUAAAACCGCCGACAACCUUCUGAUCGAAGACGAUGUCACAUUGGAUUAUAAACUUAAUUCGGCUGAGGAUGUUGAGUUCUUUAAUCUGUUAGAAGCAGAUUCACUAAAAUAUACUGAGAAGAUAAGUGGGCAGCAAGAAGAAGAAAAGCAGCAACCGCAACAGGGUAACGAAACAUUUUUGCGUGAUUUUAAAGGUGAUGUAUCUGAGCAAGUAGAAGAAACUAAAAUGUUACAAGAACAAGUCGACACGGAGACAACAUUUUCAGAAGUGCCUGUAUAUAAGUUUGACAAGAAUGAUACAGGGCUCUUACCAGAGGAAAUUGAAACACAUACAGUUGACGAGAAUGAUACAGGGCUCUUAUCGGAAGAAAUCGAAACGCAUACGGUUGACGAGAACGAUACAGGGCCCUUACCAGAGGAAAUCGAAACACAUACUGUUGAUGAGAAUGAUACAGGGCCCUUACCAGAGGAAAUCGAAACACAUACUGUUGAUGAGAAUGAUACGGUUAAUGAAUCCUUCAAUGACGAUGUAAUCGUUCUUGAAGAUGAUGAAUUAAUUGAUAAUGAUAACAUCGAUGACGACGGUGUUAUACCUGAUGAUUUAGAAGAUGAAUCAGAUUUUUAUUUCGGUAAGCGAUCACCCCAAAAAGAAAAUGACCAUUCAAAUAGUGGACAAUCCCGUUGCAUCUUGGAAUAUGAAGGCCAAAAGAAUCAUAUAUAUAUCAAGUCUGAUAAAUGCUUGGGAGAGUUAAUGCAAGAUCUCAAAGAUGACCUUAUUCGUGACAGAACACAUGAUGGUGAAGUGGUAUUGACGUUUUUAGAUUCAACUAUUGAUGAUUUCCGACUAGUUUUGUCACAGGAUAAUAAAUAUUCACAAAAAUUUACACUUGGUAAAAUUAUUAAUGUCCAUAAUAAAUAUCGAAAAUCUCGUGAUCUUGAUUCGGCAGAUCUUCACGUAGUAAUGACUUUACAAGAUAGAUUCAUUUCACAAUAUCGAAAAUAUGAUGACUCAUCACCUGAGCCCUUCGAUGAUGGCGAUAAUAAUUUGUCAACAUCUCCUGGUGAAGAUGUCAUAACAAAAAUAGACCAUAUAUCUGGAACAGGUAAUUCUUUUUUUAAAGCAUCAAAAGACGCGUCUUUGCCACUAUCUAAAGAUGUAAAUGACGAACAAAAUAACAGUAUUAAAGAAGAAAACGAUGGUAUUGAAACAGAUGAAUUAUAUGUUGCUGAACGAGAAUCUUAUGAAGAUGGCUUAGGUUUAGGUGACGAUGAUGAGGUGAAACAUUUUGAUGAGUCAAAUGAACUACCUAGUGAUAAAGAUGGCAUAGGUUUAGGUGAAGAUGAUGAGGUGAAACGUUUUGAUGAACAACUAGAGUCAAAUGAACUACCUAGUGAUAAAAAUGGCAUAGGUUUAGGUUUAGGUGAAGAUGAUGAAGUGAAACAUCUUAAUGAACAACUAGAGUCAAAUGAACAACUAGAGUCAAAUGAACUACUGGAAUCAAAUGAACUACUGGAAUCAAAUGAACUACUUAGUGAUAAACAUGAUGACCUGCGUGAAGAUAUUUUUAAUGAAGACUCAUUAAAUGAUAUUGAUUUCUCAAAUGUAUAUGAUUCAAAGGAGAAUGAUUUGUUCGCUCCGAUUGACGACGAAUGGGUGGCUGAAUAUACUGCAAGUGAGUUUGAUCCAACGAUAAAUGAUAAUGAGAUAAAUGACAAUGAGACAAUAGUCUCCCCAGGAAAGCGUGAGAGACCUUACACGAACGAUAAUGAAGGUAAUAUUGAAAUGUUAUUUAAUCAAAAAUAG